This is a messenger RNA of Musa acuminata AAA Group (dessert banana), 2336 nucleotides long. RefSeq lists its product as uncharacterized. NCBI's taxonomy places the organism in Eukaryota, Viridiplantae, Streptophyta, Magnoliopsida, Zingiberales, Musaceae. The transcript is spliced from 5 exons. Bases 450 to 2078 code for a protein of 542 amino acids. The record is from RefSeq and is a predicted model, not a curated record.
GUUAUCCGCCCGGUUGGUUUACUCUGUCCCAUAUCGACAGGGAAGAGGAAUCAUUGGAGCAUCUUCUUUGGAGCCCCGCAGCAUCCCACAUCUCCUCAGCUACGCUUUCUUGUUCUUUCAUCCACCGACCAAAAGCGCGGAUCACAUUGAAGCCCUUCUAAGGUUUGGUGUUCCCUCCCCUUUUCUUUUCUUCGAGGAAAAAAAAAGGAGAUUUUUUUUUGCGCAUUCGGAUGGAGAUGGUGGUGGAAAUGGCGGAGCCGGGUGAGUUUCUUGCUUCCUUUCUCGGCUUAGAUGUGGUUCCGGCGACGAAAGAGCGAGUUCGAUGGGAUCCCAAGGGAAUGCAGCUGAAGCACAAGAUUAGACCUAGCGUUUUCUGACGCUUCCGAGCUAAAUAUCGGUAUAUUUGGUGCCGAGGAAGCGAAUUGUUCUUUGACUUGAAGGAUUUGGAGAUGAUAGGAAGAGAAUCGAAUCUGAGGAAGGAAGCCGCAGUGAACCUGAGUGAAGUGGCGGCAAGGACUCAACUACGGAAGAUACGGCAAAAGGGGUACGUGUAUGUGGAGCUCAGACGUGUCGGGAGGCGCAUCAUCUUCUUCUGCACCCUUUGCCUCACCCCAUGUUACAGCGAAACGGUGCUGUUUGAUCAUCUUGGGGGGAAUCUCCAUGAACGAAGGCUUGCUGGUGCCAAAGCGACUCUUUUUGGAGCCACACCGUGGCCUUUCGAUGAUGGUGUUCUUUUCUUUGAUAGUUCUCCUGAGACUGACAUGCUGUUACCGGGUUCAGAUUAUCAAAAUGAUAUGUCUAUGGUUGUUAGUGACAGUUCUGGGAACGACGAUGAAGUAACUUCGAGGUUUAUAGUGAAUCCGACCAGUAUGCAUGAUGCUCCCGGUCUUGGUAGGAAUUGCAGUGCGCAAAAGGGUAGUGGUAAUGGUUCUAAUCUCGAUGGUUCCCCAGAUGCUCAACGUGGAUUAAUUGUAAAAGGUUGCGGUGCUUCUUCAAGAUCUAGCUGUUCUGUCGCAGACGAGGUUACAACUUGCAAUUGGGCUGAUAAUAGUUUGAUUAUUCCUGGGGUCCUACUUAAGCAGGGAGUUUCAGGUUUGGCUGUGCAACCCUUGGGAGUUGGGCAGAUUGCAUACAGAGUACAAGAAAACAAGGAAUCUCGUGGUAAGAUCAUUACCAGGAUAUGGUGUGCCUGGCUGGGACAAGAAGGAUCCAACCUUAGUGAUGAGUUGAAUGUGCCGGUAACUUCACAAUAUGCUAUAGUUAAUUUCCCUUAUGCAUAUGGCUUAGGUAGGAAGCCAGCUCCAGGCGAUGAAGAUCUUCCAAUGUCACCUGGUUCUUUCUUUGAAGUUGAUGACACUGGGCAUUGUAGGGAGAGGAAAAGGAAAUUGUCCUCAGAUCAGGAAGACUACUCAGAAGGUUUGAAUGGUUCUUGCGAGUCCCCUUCUGGAGUUUGUCCAAGUUUGGACAGCAUUGUGGCACAAGAUCCCCAACAGCUUGAGACGAGACUGGUAUCAAGCAAGGUCGUCGGGCAAGAGCCGAGAAUACAGAAACGUCGUCCUGCAGAGAGAACCUGUGACAUCUGUAGGCAGCCAAUGCUCCCUGGAAAGGAUGUGGCUACGCUACUGAAUCGUCGUACUGGUAAUUUAGCUUGCAGCAGUAGGAACACUACUGGGGCUUUUCAUCCAUUUCAUGCUUCAUGCCUCAUACACUGGAUCCUCAUAUGUGAGUUAGAAAUGUUGGCUGACCAGAAACAGAGCACUAAAACGACAGAGGACGCAAGGGAAGAUCAACGACUAGAGAACCGAAUUUCUUCGGUCUUUUGCCCGGAGUGCCAGGGCACUGGAAUAUCCAUCCAAGGAGAGGAAUUUGAAAAACCCACCAUUCCACUUUCUAAGAUGUUCUGCUAUAAGCUGAAAGCCAUCGAGGCAACCAAGGCAUGGAUGAAAAAACCAGAAAUGCUCAAGAAAUGCUCCACCGGACUUCAUUUCCCUUCUGAUUGUACUGAAAACUCAGAGGAGAAUGUCGUACCUCUAAAGUUGCUGCACUUCUUUCGAGCCCAUGAGCAGAUGCAGGCUUAAAGAACACAACACUGAAAUGCUGGAUUCCAGCCACUGAUGGAUGACUCAGUUGUCAGGAUGUAAAUAUUCACUUCUGUGUUGUACAAAUUUUCACAUUUGGCUUCUAGAGACGCUUGGGCAUGUAGAAAGAGAUUAGCGAGUCUUUUAUCACAUCUUACCUGCAAUUUGCUGUGAAUUCUAUUACCGGAUGCUGGUCUUCGUUACUAAUUGUUUGCUGUAGACAAUACCAUCGUCUUCAAGACAUGCUCUGUUUUCCCA